AUGCAGAAUUUGCAUAAAUUAAAAAUGAACCAGAAUCUGGUUCAUUUGAUGCCCACGCGACCAGCCUGUGCCAGCGCCUUUUCGACGCCACGAAUAAAAAGUGAAAUUGAAGAUACUUUUAAUUAUUCCCCCAAUCGACAACCAUUUAUGUCCCAAAAUUUGUCAUAUAAAGAGAGUACACUGCUACAAAAUUUGAAAAACAAUCCUGACCUCGUAUUUAAACCAGCAGACAAAGGUGGCAGUCUUAUUAUCAUGAAUAAAACUGAUUAUAUUUUCAAAGUCAAAAGCCAACUUCAGAACACAAAAUACUACAAAAAGUUACCUUUUGACCCUACUCUUCAGAUUGCGAAUGAUAUAUCAACAUUUUUUCGCUUUUUAUAUUCCAGACAUAGAAUAACAAGAGAAGUUGCUAAUUUUCUAGAACCAACCACUCCUCCACGCGCACCACUUUUUUAUGGAUUGCCUAAAAUACACAAACCUAAUGUACUCCUUAGACCCAUAGUAUCAGCUAACGACUCUCCAACAGAAAACAUAUCAGCAUUUUUAGAUCAUAUAUGCCAACCUGUAAUGAAGUCAUUACCUUCUUACAUAAAAGAUACUAAACAUUUUUUCAGAAAUAUUUUAGAACUUCCUCCCCUUCCUCCAAAUGCUAUUUUAGUUACUGCUUAUGUAGUAUCACUCUACACUAACAUACCUCAUGAUGAAGGCAUCAAACUAUCAAAAAAUAAAGAAAUCCUUCCCCCAGAAACUCCUCCUUUAAACACUAUUAAAAUAAUGAUGGACUUUGUCCUAAAACAAAACUGUUUUAAAUUUAUGGAUGAUUAUUACCAACAAAUUCAUGGCACAGCCAUGGGCUCUAAAUGUGCACCCCUUAUUCGUGCAUUUACAUGGGCCACCAUGAAAAUACUUCCCCUUACCACAGCUAUUAUGCUUUGGAAACGUUUUUCGAUGACGGAUAAAAUUAAUUUUUUGGACACCUACAUACAGGUAGGAAAAGAUGGAAAGCUUUAUUCUAGUUUAUACACCAAACCCACUGAUACAUUUAGCCUCCUCCACUACAACUCCUUUCAUCCAACAUUUACGAAAUCCUCCGUUAUAUACUCCCAAUCCUUAAGAUACAGAAUGCUUAUUAAUAAAGAUGAUAUGCUAAACAAAGCAUUAAAAAACUUGGAAUGGGUCCUCAAAAACCGAGGAUACCCCCAAAAACUAAUACAAGAAAACAUGAAAAAAAUAAAAAACUUAUCACAAAAGGAUUUACUCUAUAACGAUAAACCUAAAACAGAUAAUACUCAAAUGUAUCUAGUUUUCCUCACACACUAUUCCAAGGACAAUACUACAAUCAAAAAAAUUAUUAAUAAACAUUGGCACCUUAUAGAGAAUGACCAAGAGCUCAAUAAAAUUUAG
Messenger RNA from Hydractinia symbiolongicarpus, 1404 nucleotides. RefSeq lists its product as uncharacterized. Bases 1 to 1404 code for a protein of 467 amino acids. The transcript has 3 exons. The record is from RefSeq and is a predicted model, not a curated record. NCBI's taxonomy places the organism in Eukaryota, Metazoa, Cnidaria, Hydrozoa, Anthoathecata, Hydractiniidae.